Molecule: messenger RNA, 1248 nt
Organism: Fusarium tjaetaba
Lineage: Eukaryota; Fungi; Ascomycota; Sordariomycetes; Hypocreales; Nectriaceae
Exons: 3
Coding region: 1-1248 (415 amino acids)
Biological process (GO): DNA-templated transcription
Molecular function (GO): DNA binding; zinc ion binding
Source: RefSeq, a predicted model, not a curated record
AUGGACGACCAGAAGCUUGCGAUCCAUGUCGUGCACGCAAAGUCGCCUGUGAUCACAGGCGACCUGUUUGUAUGCGAUGCCAGAGGAGAGGAGACAAUUGUGUCUACACAGCAUCAUCCGCAGCAUCGCGAGUCAAAGCUUCGAUUCAGCUACCUUGGUUUUACAAGCUACAACUCGGUCUUCCAAGGUGCUCGAGAGAGUCUGUCUCUUUCUGACACAGGCUCCGGAUUUCCCAGCCCAGAGGCAGCAAGCCCUGGAAGCGAUGAUGUUUGUUUACGCAGUUUGCCUUUGCCAACACAGCAAAUGUGCCUUGUUGUACUACUGUAUCUUCCGGGACGACCAGAAGCACAUAUGAUAUUCCACGACGAACCUGGUCCUGAGAACACCACGAGUUGGUCUCACACAGCUGUAUCAAGAAUCAUUAAGUCUCUGCGGCAACUUUUUCAAAGUUUUGAGGGCAGUGAAUGCUUCGACGAGCAGGUUGCUGAUGUGCUGUGCCGCAACACUUCGAAGCCUGUCAACGAUACCUUUGAUACUUUUGAUGACUGGAUAGCCCAGUUCUGUGGGCCAAACAUCCGAUGGGAGUCGAUAGGGCUUCUGUGGGCUCAUCUCGAAGGUCUUUCAGAUGCAAUAUCCACCCUGACACAUCGUCAGCUUCAGUGGGUUGAAGGCAAGCGGUCAUCUGUUCUCUCGCACGAUCAUAUACACUACUGCAUUGAGAUAGCGCGCCGUUUCACAGCUGGCAACAAUAUGCUCCUUGAUCUCUGUCGACGACAUGCAGCUCUUGGAACAAUGGUUUAUGGCGAUGCUAGCCCUGUAUACUGGAACUCUCACAGUCUAUGUGUUUCUAUGCUGCUUUUCUUGGGCCUUCAUGCUUCGGGAGAGGCAUCGAGGCCACAAACACAGCCCCAAAAGACUUCAUUUUGUGUCGAACAUAAACGUUUACUCUACAGCUACAUCUUUGCAAAUGACAAAUCCGAGGUCUCCUUUACUGGUAGGCCACCACUUCUUAGUCGCCGCUAUUGCUCAUCAGUGCCGCCCCUGGAUUUGACAGAUAGCUGUAUGGUAUCUGAGGACACGCUGAUAGAAGAGCGUAACGCUCUCGAUGACAGGGGCUGGAACACGAAGGGUGAGAUUUCCAGCAACAGUUACAUACGGGCUCGCUACUUGAUGGCAUAUGUCUUUGACGAGGUGAUAGAAGUGGCACUUGGCAACGAUACCCAUGCCACGCUUGAAUAUCUUCAGUAG